This is a messenger RNA of Melanotaenia boesemani (Boeseman's rainbowfish), 5189 nucleotides long. RefSeq names its product Rho GTPase activating protein 17a (gene arhgap17a). Bases 532 to 3180 code for a protein of 882 amino acids. The record is from RefSeq and is a predicted model, not a curated record. Gene Ontology annotation, biological process: signal transduction; positive regulation of GTPase activity; regulation of actin cytoskeleton organization. Gene Ontology annotation, cellular component: intracellular anatomical structure; cytosol; cytoplasm. The transcript is spliced from 21 exons. NCBI's taxonomy places the organism in Eukaryota, Metazoa, Chordata, Actinopteri, Atheriniformes, Melanotaeniidae. Gene Ontology annotation, molecular function: GTPase activator activity; protein binding.
AGGUGUUGCUGCCUGCCUGGUUGGCAGCUGCUGGUAACGUUGCUUCCUGCGGCUCUCUGCGUGUGUGCUUUCAGAGGUGAGCUGCUGCUGCUGUUGCGGUGCACUCGGUUCCCUGCUCUGGGAAGAAGCGGCCGACGGAUUAUCCAGCUCGGCAACGUUAGCCCGUCGGCUAACGGUCAAGACAGCAUCAGAGGAGAGCCAUGAAAAGCCCCAGGAGACAGUGAAAGUUAGGCACGGCGUACCUCGGGUACUUUAAUGUGCGUAAAGCUCCCAAAAAGGGGGUCCAUUUAUCAUGCCGUCGUCCCAAGUGGAAACUUUUUGUAGAAUUUCUACGUAGAGGGAGGUUAGCUCAGGAGCUAGCAAAAGCUACAAACUAUAUUUAAUUGGCUUUCGCCUCAAUGGCUCUCGCUUGUUUUCCCCUGUCAUAGCGACGGCUUUGGGAAAUUGGGAGAGGCCCUGUGAACUUCAUGACAAACCAAAGUCUGGUGUUAAAGCGUAACUUCAGAAGACUUGACUGGCAAGGGAGCGAAAAUGAAGAAGCAGUUCAAUCGGAUGAAGCAACUCGCCAAUCAAACAGUUGGCAGAGCGGAGAAAACGGAAGUCCUCAGUGAUGACCUCCUACAGAUUGAACGGCGCAUGGAGUUGGUGCGCGUGGUGUCCCACAACACACACAAAAAGAUGGUGUCAUGCUUACAGGGACAUAUUGGUGCAGAUGCGGAGAAGAGACAUUCCGUACCACGCCUUUAUACAGGAAAUGGUCAGAAAAAGCUUCCUCUCACAUCGCUAUCCCAGGCAAUGGUGGAAGGAGGAAGCCAGCUGGGCGAAGACUCCUUGAUAGGGAAGAUGAUGGAAGUGUGUGGAGAAGCUGAGAAUCGUCUGGCGUCAGAGCUGAUGCAACAUGAGCUGCAGAUAGAGAAGGACGUUCUGGAUCCACUCAGCCAGCUUGCAGAGGUUGAAAUUCCCAACAUCCUAAAGCAGAGGAAACAGCUGGCCAAGAUGGUGCUGGACUAUGAUUCUGCCAGAGCGAGGUGGUUGCAGGCAACCAAAUCAAUAAUCUCAGGAACAAAUACACAAGCACUGACAGCAAAGGCUGAUCUACUCAAAGAGGAGGUGGAUGAAGCUAUGAACAAAGUGGAGCUUUGCAAGGAUCAACUUGCUGCAGACAUGUACAGUUUUUUCUCAAAAGAAGGCGACUAUGCCCACUACUUCAUCACUCUCUUAGAAGCUCAGGCUGAUUACCACAGAAAGUCUCUCACUGUUCUGGAGAGUGUCCUGCCAACCAUUCAGGCUCAGCAAGACUCAUGGAUGGAAAAGCCUGCAUUUGGCACUGGGUUGGAUGACCACCUGAAAAGGAGUGGAAGGGAGAUCGCUCUGCCACUAGAAGCCUGUGUCAUGAUGCUUUUAGAGACUGGCAUGAAGGAGGAGGGUUUAUUUAGGAUUGCAGCAGGGGCGUCCAAGCUAAAGAAGCUAAAGGCAGCAUUGGACUGUUCCACUUCACAACUGGAAGAGUUCUACUCUGAUCCCCAUGCUGUCGCUGGGGCACUGAAGUCCUACUUGAGGGAACUACCAGAACCUCUAAUGACCUACCAACUUUAUGAUGAAUGGAUCCAGGCAUCAAGUGUGUCAGACCCAGACAAACGGCUGCAGGCACUCUGGGUUGUUUGUGAUCAACUACCAAAGAGCAAUAAAACCAACUUAAGGUAUCUGGUAAAGUUUUUAGCCAAACUGGCUCAGGAGAGCGAAGUGAACAAAAUGACUCCUAGCAACAUUGCUAUUGUCCUGGGACCCAAUCUGCUUUGGGCCAAGACUGAAGGGAGUCUGGCGGAGAUGGCUGCAGCCACCUCUGUGCACGUGGUGGCCAUUGUUGAGCCCAUCAUUCAGCAUGCUGACUGGUUCUUUCCUGAGGAUGUGGAGUUCAACGUGUCUGGCAUGUUUGUAAUGCCCACACCUGCAUCCAACCACAAUAAUCACAUAGAUUAUGACUGCAGCACCAUUGAGAGGAAGAGACCUGGCAGUAUGGUGGGACCAGAGAAUGACACAACACGCAAAGACAACACCUCUAACAAGCACUCGGACCACACCCUUCGUAGAGGCAGUAACACCUUAGGUAGAAAGCAGCACACCUCACCUGCCUUCCAGCCUCCUUUACCCCCUGUUGAGGCUCAAGCGCUGGGACAUGUGGCUGGGCAGGUCGCUCAGCCCUUGGCCGAACCCCAGCUGCAAGCUCUACCAGGGGGUUCAGGGCCUGACACUUCCCAGCAUAGCUUGGCACAGAGUCUGGCUGCUCUCGCUGCUGCUCAGCAGCUUCUAGCCCAGCACACAGAGGAGCUCAGCAACCCAAGGCUGCGUGAUUCUACACCUGCUCCAACCCCUGUUUCUCAGAGGAAUGGCUCUGGAGGAACUGGCCCGGCUGCAGGGCAGCUAGGGACUGGAGCCUCCGGGACUGGAUCCAUGGGGCCGAGUCCACACAUGAUGCGCCGAGGUACCAAGAAACAGGCUCCUGCCCCACCCAAACCCACAAACCCUCCUCCCAGCCAGCCAUGUAACUCUGUGAACAACACCAGUUCCUCUGGCCCUUCCCAGUCUAUCAGCCCCACUCCCAGACCUCUGUCCAGCCACUCUCCCACCUCCCCCACCUCUACCACCUCACAGCCAUGCAUUACGCCCCGACGCCACUCCAGCAACCAGCCCCCAAUCCACGCCCCCAGCCAUCCACCUCCACAGCCCCCGACACAGGCCAGCCCUCCUCCGCCACAGCCUGUCUCUCUCAGCCAGCCCAGUGGGGACCAACAGGGCAUGGAGCCAUCACCUCCAGACACACCAACCCCUCCAGACACCCCUCCACCCUCAAAUGCCACCCAGGACGUUGUCGCUCCACCAUCGCCCUCCCCCUAUCAGUCAAGCACGCUUCCCCGGCAGCGGCCCGUACCCAAACCUCGGAACAGACCCAGCAUCCCGCCACCUCCUCAACCCACCACACCGAGCGGCGAGACAAACGGUAUCUGCACGUCCGCUUACAAGAUGAUGGACCCGGCUAUGUCAUUCAAGGGGCUGAGUCGAACUUUGAUCCCUGAGUUUGCUGUAGACCAGCAGCCAGUGAUGACCUCCUCUUCUUCUUCUUCCUCCUCCCUGCCUCAUCCCAAAGACUGUGACUUGGACACUGAGAGCACCGUCUUAUAAGAAGAUGACACUCUGUACCACUACUCCAGUACAUCUCCUCUUCUAAUGCACGCACCUCAUCUGUAGCCUUCGUCUGAAAGAUGAAUCUCUGAAGAAAGACUUCUGUGUGAAUGCUGCAGCUUCUGGCUCCCAUCAUGGAGGACACAGCGCCAUGGCAACACAAUAGGCACUUCAGCAGGAUUUGUGGCUUGAAAACCAAAGUAUGUGACCUAGCUAACAUAAGUAGCAACAUCACUUCACUUAAAUUGAGAUAGUUGGAUUCCAGAUCUUAAAAAGAAGUAGGAUAUGGAAGCUAAAAGUCAGCUGAUCUGUAAAGAAUUGAUUGGAAACAUUAAUUUUCAUAACCUACUGACCACAAAGGGCAUUUUCACUCUUUUGUAAUGAAAACAAUCCAAAUAAUUGAUUUGUAGUCCUUGUUGUAAUCCAUCUGAUGUCCGUUGAGAGACAGAUGUGUAACAGAUCCGUCAUCAUUAGGGGAGUUAUUUACAAAGGGGUUCUUCUCCGUGAUGGCACAAAGUGCAGUUUGUGAUGCAAAGCUGCAACGCUUCAACACAAGCCGCCUCCUCCAUCUUCAUUCUGCUUGCAAAAGAGGCUGCAGACAAUCGAUGACAAGAAGCAGAGUCCGAUGACUGCCGCUUGGGUAGUCAGGUAGCCCCAAACGACUGACUUUGAAAUCUGGUUUGAGGUGUUCCUUUUUUUUCUUUUCUUUUUCUCUUUAUAAUAUGUUUAAAAAUGGCCUUAGAAAAGGAAACAAAGAUGGGAAGGGAAAAGUCAGCAGGUGAAGUAGAAACCAAAACAGUUGCUUAAAGUGUAGCUGGUGACUGCAGGUUUCCAGUCAUCUCCAACACUUGAUUUAGCCCCUUUUCCUCUUUUUCCUCUUAUGUCUGCUCCAUCGUUUUUCUCUUUUCACUCUUGUAUUUAUUUACCUGUUAGAGGAAAAAAAAAUCACAUACAUUCCCUGUGGCUUGACAUAAUUAUUGCAGUCUUUAAAUGUAAAACAUGCCUUACCGGUUCCUCCCAGAACUGCAAAAUAAGCAUUUAAUAUAUUUACUGUACGGAGGAUAUACUUAGCUCCUAAUACUACUGUAUUUCUAAGAGGUUGUCAUGGGAACAGUUGUGUUUUAAGGAUGCGAGAAAGGCAGUUGGAUCCUCUGCGAUAUAAAUGGUGGAUGGUUUGUGUAUUGCUCCGUAAAAGUGUUUAUUUAAAUGUGUUUUGCUUGAUGUCUCUGGGUUUUUUAAGCAGAAGUAGCAGGGUUGACCAACCUUUCAGUAGACAGUAUUUUGCCUUUCUGUUCAUUUAUCUCAGUGUUUUCUCCGGUGUUUGCCGAGGCGUUACACACCACAGGUUAUGUGUGAGUGAAUGUAGAGAAAGGACAGUUUUUUUUUUUAUUAUUAUUAUUACCAACAUCUUCAGUCUGAGCUUAAAGAUGCAGAAACAGCUGAUGUUGCACUUGCCCACAUUCAGUGAGGGCUUUCUUGUGAACUGGUUGGGUUGUUUUUGUUUUAUAGAUAUUUGUUUUUCUCUUUCCCACUGAGCUGAGAGCACAUGCUGUCGUGAAAUCUCAGUAGUGACGUGGUGUGAGAUUUAGCUAAUUCAGAGGAUUUUAAAGAAUUGCUUUAUUGCAUUUGCUUUGUUUGGCCUCAGACACAAACAAGAGUUCGGUUCAGUUGAGAGGAACCGAGCUGAUAUGGUACCAAUGGAAUAAGUCUCAGAUGCUGCAGUUGCCUCGAAAAUGAGUCGAGUUGUGUUUUUCAGAGACAAAGUAUAAGAAUCCCCUCAUUUCUAUAUUUGCUCCUGUACCUCACUGCCUUAUCCCUGUGCAUCAUGGGAACUUGUUUUUUUUAUGCUCUCCCAGAGAAAUGCUAUUAAACAAAUAAUAAUGCUGCAUUUUCAAGCUCUGUAGUUUUGUAUGUAUGCUGUCUGGUGAGCUUAAAAAUGGAAUAUAACCUGUAAUAUGAAGCUUGGUUAUACCCCUUUUCCAAAGAGAAUAAAGUAUAUGAAGAAACUA